Molecule: messenger RNA, 2793 nt
Organism: Myotis daubentonii (Daubenton's bat)
Lineage: Eukaryota; Metazoa; Chordata; Mammalia; Chiroptera; Vespertilionidae
Product: patatin like domain 3, 1-acylglycerol-3-phosphate O-acyltransferase
Biological process (GO): triglyceride catabolic process; lipid homeostasis
Cellular component (GO): cytoplasm; membrane; lipid droplet
Molecular function (GO): triacylglycerol lipase activity
Source: RefSeq, a predicted model, not a curated record
GCCUCUCUCAGAGCGAGAGUUGGUGAGGUUAAGGCGGGGAGGAUGGCGGACCCUGCACCGCAGACCCCGCCUCCCGGACUCCGACCCGCUGCCGCUCUGGGCGACCCCGAGCAUGUCUGGAGCGUGUCCUUCGUGGGCUGCGGCUUCCUGGGCUUCUACCACCUCGGGGCGACCCGCUGCCUGAGCGAGCGCGCCCCGCACGUCCUCCGCGACGCGCGCAUGAUCUUCGGUGCCUCUGCUGGGGCGCUGCACGGCGUCACCUUCCUCGCCCGCAUUCCCCUUGACCACACCCUGCAGGUCCUCAGAGACUUUAUUGAGUCUGCCAGAAGCCGGACCGUGAGCAUCCUCCAUCCGUCCUUCAACAUAGUCAGGUUCCUCCGAGAAUCUUUCCACAGACACCUCCCGGACAACGUCCACCAGCUCAUCUCAGGCAAAAUGUGCAUCUCGCUGACCCGAGUGUCCGACUGGGAAAACGUCCUGGUGUCCGAGUUUCAGUCCAAAGACGACGUUGUGGACGCCUUGGUCUGUUCCUCCUUCAUACCUUACCUCUGUGGCUUAAUCCCUCCGACCUUCAGAGGCGUGCGGUAUGUGGAUGGAGGGUUUACUAACACUGUACCCUGCUUCGAUGACAAGACGACCAUCACUGUGUCCCCAUUCCUUGGGGAGCAUGACAUCUGUCCUAAGGUCAAGUCCACGAACUUCCUGUAUAUGGACGUGUACAGGCUCAGUCUCCGCUUCUGCUUAGAGAACGUCCAGCUGAUAAGGCAAAUGGUGUUCCCCCCGGAUGUCAAGGUGCUUGCAGAGUUAUUCCUACGAGGGUAUUUAGACGCGGUCAGGUUCUUGGAAGAAAACGGCAUCUGUGACAGGCCCCGUCCGAGCCCGAGUGUGCCCUCGGCAGCGCCCGAGUUCCUUCCGUUCUCCUGGGAAACCGCGAGCCCCGAGGCUUCCCCGAGGGCGGCUGCCUGGCAGGGGAGGCCCGAGGUGGCCGAGCUGCUGGCCCACCUGCGUGUCAGCCUCCGGCCCUGGGACGAGAGCAUCCUGGAGACCCUGUCGCCCAAGCUCAUUGCGGGCCUGAGUGAGGCACUUAGACCCCGAGGUGGCUGCUGGAGCAAGAUCUGCAGCUUCCUACCGGUGAAGGUCAUGUCUUACGUGAUGCUGCCCUGUACGCUGCCCGUGGAGUCCGCGCUUGCCAUGGUCCAGAGACUGGUGCAGUGGCUCCCCGACAUUCCUGACGACGUCCAGUGGCUGCAGGCCAUAACUUCCCAGGUUUGUUCUCGACUGAUGACGCACCUGCUCCCCACGCUCAGACUUGCGGAGUCCUAGGCUGGUGGUGGAACCCCGAAGUCCAGACUGAAACAUGGCCUGGUGACAUGGCUGCUCUGAAAUCUGUACCCCGAUGCGCAGCCAGGAAGGCCUUGUUCUGGUUCCGAGGGCUGGAUCUUAUCCUGAAAAUCCUGGGUCUUGGCUUUCUCUGCUCAACGGCGGUCUCCGCACCUCCUCUGGGCUUCUGUGAGACACUGGGCACCCCUGGCCCAGUACUGGACGGGGGUGGGCACUCAGGAGGCAGGGCCUCUGUUGCUACUGUUAUUGGCAGGCAUGGGGAGUUAAAAGGGGGGGGGGCGGUGGCAAGAUUUGGUUUGCACUGGGAAUGACCACGGUGACCUUGUGGAGGAGGCUGGUCUUGGGCCCGAGUGGCGGCAGGCUCGCCAGCGAGAGGGCAGCCACCCUGGCCCAGGCACAGACCAGGAGCCUGGUCUCAGUACAGCAUGGGGUUGACAGGUGUUCAGAGGCUCCAGGGCCCAAAGGAGGUGCAAGCCCAGGAGCCUGCGGCAUCCUGAGGGAGGGGCAGCCAGGCAGGAGGCGGCAGGGCUUCAGGGGCACCCUGCCCUACCCUGCCCUACCCUGCCCUGCCCUGCCCUACCCUGCCCUGCCCUACCCUGCCCUACCCUACCCUGCCCUACCCUACCCUGCCCUGCGGGGAGCUGCUUUGUGUGGAGGAAGCUGAUGGGCUCCGUCCUGCUGUGCAGGCCAGGGGGAGGUGUCCCGGAGGCUGGGACAGCCACAGGCUGGCAGGCCGGGUGGGGACACUGGCCCAGCACCGGGGCGGCAGGGGCUGUGUCCUUCUCCAGAAGGGCACCGAGGUCAGGGCCCUUAGACGAUGGCAGUGACCUGGAAACAUAAGGGCAGCUUCCUGUCUGUUGAGCCAUGUAUCAAGGGGAUCAGGGAGCUGUUUAUAGCACAGCCUUCUCACAAGUCCAGAGCACAAGACAGGCCCUGGGCCCCAGGCAGGAGCCAGACUCCGCAGCUUGGCCUCCUGUCCGCUGCCGCCCCCCCCCCCCCCGCCCCCGCCCCCGCAGCCUCUAGCUUGCUUUCCUUUCUUCUCCGCUCCCCUCCCCACCCCCAGCCUUAGUGAGAAGGGGGACAGAGAGCUCCUUUCUCCCAGGGGGUAACUUGCUGGCAAGCGCAUGGCACUGCCCUCCAGAGGAAACGUGGGUGUCUGUUGCUCUAACACAUGCAGAUAUUACAGAGAGAAUCAGUGCUAAGGUCCAGCCCAGGCGCUGGGACAGAGGGUGGCACCUCUCCCCGACUUUGGUAAGUGUCCCGGAGGGGAGAACCAGCAAGUCCAGACAGGACACUUCUCACAGGCACACCCUUCAACAUGGAGGCGCUCCGGGGCCACUGCUGUGUGCGCCCCAUUCUCUUGAGCUGUGAUGAGCUGUGAACUAGGAGCAGGGGCGACUUGUGAUGACACAGGGUCGUUGUCCAGCACAGGGACCGCCCCCCCCCCCCCCC